Molecule: messenger RNA, 359 nt
Organism: Sinocyclocheilus grahami
Lineage: Eukaryota; Metazoa; Chordata; Actinopteri; Cypriniformes; Cyprinidae
Product: vesicle-associated membrane protein 1-like
Exons: 4
Coding region: 42-359 (105 amino acids)
Biological process (GO): vesicle-mediated transport
Cellular component (GO): membrane
Source: RefSeq, a predicted model, not a curated record
UUUUCUCCUUCAGUGUGGCACUCUGAAACAGCUGCACGAGAAUGUCUGCUGCAGAUGAUGCCCACCCAGCAGGUGCUCCUGGAGCCCCAGGUGGCCCUGGAGGAGCCGGUCCUCCUGCUCCCCCUCCAAACACCACCAGCAACCGCCGACUGCAGCAGACACAAGGACAAGUGGAGGAGGUGGUGGAUAUCAUGCGUGUGAAUGUGGAUAAGGUUCUGGAGAGAGACCAGAAGCUCUCUGAGCUGGACGACAGGGCAGAUGCUCUACAGGCCGGGGUGUCACAGUUCGAAAGCUGUGCUGCCAAACUGAAGAACAAAUACUGGUGGAAGAAUUGCAAGGGAUUUACAGUGAAAAAGUGA